AAUCCUACACGUGGUUAAGCAAUUAAAAUCCCACAGCCAAACACGACGCCAUAAGAUGCACCCGAGCCUGCCUGAGAUUGUUUGACGGCUCAAAUAAACCACAAGAGAGAAAGUGCGAGGAAGUGAGAAAAUUUGAGGGAAAGUUGAAGAAGCAAAAGAAGAUGAGCAGCGAGCCCAAAACCAGUAGCGCAACUGCUGGAGGAGGAGGAGCAGCAGCAGGAGGAAGGGGAUUUAGGGCGAAAAUGGAGCACUACAUGUACAGCGGUGAGAAGAAGCAUGUAUUUGCUGGCAUCGUUCUUGUCAGCGCCGUCUUUGCCGUUCCUUGGUACCUCAUGACUCGAGGGGCAAAGCAUCAAUCCCAUCAAGAUUACUUAGAGAAAGCUGAUAAGGCAAGGAGCCAAAGACUUUCUUCAGGGGCUUCUUCUGCUAAAUGAUUUUGAAAGCUUUCUUGUUAAGGGUGUGUAACUUUCCUCUGCUUUUUUUUUUCUUCUUUUAAUGGUUGGAAGGUGCAGUAGGUCUUUGUUGUUUGGCAAUGUUUUUGCCUUCUCAACCUGUUCUCUGGAAGAGAUACUGGCUUCUCAUGAUCCUCGAGGAGCAAUAGUUUUGUUUAUUUUCCUUGUGAUAGUUACAAAUCUACAGUCCAUGAGGAACACAUUUUCAAUAACCAGCUAGAAGCAAACUUCUAUUUCUUGUUAUGUCAAUCAGGCUUCUUUCUGGUGUCA
Messenger RNA from Prunus mume (Japanese apricot), 722 nucleotides. RefSeq lists its product as uncharacterized. Lineage: Eukaryota; Viridiplantae; Streptophyta; Magnoliopsida; Rosales; Rosaceae. The record is from RefSeq and is a predicted model, not a curated record.